Molecule: messenger RNA, 1305 nt
Organism: Seriola dumerili (greater amberjack)
Lineage: Eukaryota; Metazoa; Chordata; Actinopteri; Carangiformes; Carangidae
Product: chromosome unknown C3orf18 homolog
Exons: 5
Coding region: 275-772 (165 amino acids)
Source: RefSeq, a predicted model, not a curated record
UGGAGGAAAUGUUGCCUCUUCCAAUGAAAUUUUUCCCUUCUGUAGCUAGCCCCAGCCUGCUGCAGCUCACCUCUGAACUCAUGCAUGUUACAUGUUAAGUUUUAGGUUUUGUUCUUCAGAUCAUAUGGCGUAAGCGUCAACAAUGGCUCAGCAGACCCCAGACCAGAGGGAUGACAUCUGUGUCGACCAUGAGGAACACUAGAGACUGAGCGACAGAACAACAUCCACAGAGAUUCAAAAAUACAUCAUACAGUUGAAACAGUUGCACCUGACCAUGGCUAUAACUGCAGCCAAGACAACUACGAGUUUUGUCUCCACAGCUGCCACAACCACCACAAUCCCUUUCCUCUCAAUGGGCACCAGCGCCAGAGACAAUAUCACCUCCAGAACAACAUUAAUGACUGUUACUAUAACAACAAACGAGACCAGCUUCAAUGCCACCACCUUUCCAGAAGCAGUGAUUGAGGGCUCGGGAAUGGGAAUGGUGCUUGUCCCCUUUGGCAUCAUCACCGUCAUCGGCUUAGCAGUGGCAAUAAUGCUCUAUAUCCGGAAACGGAAGCGGCUGGAGAAGCUGAGGCACCAGCUCAUGCCCAUGUACAACUUUGACCCGGCGGAAGAACAAGAUGACCUGCUGGAACAGGAACUACUGGACCAUGGUCGGGAAGGCAGCCUCACGGGUCCCAAUGCCAAGACUCUCACAACAUCCCAGGGGACCACGCAGAGGCCCAGUCGUCUGGUCUUCACAGAUGUAGCCAAAGCUCUCAACGCUUAACAGUUCUCUUCCAUUAGUUUAUUUCAGUUUGCGGGGGCCACUGGCUUCAUCGAGAUAUAGACUGUUGCUCAGGAAGGAAAACAAAGGGAAAACUGGACUGUUUUUGGGAACAACUGGAGCUUUGGUGAAUGUUUUUAUCACCAGGACUUUGUACGUGUGAAGGCAGUGGUUUUCAAAUUAUCAGAAAAAAAGUAGGGUGCAUGUAUAAGGGAGCAUAACGGGAAGCAUCACAUAUGAUCUUGCACUGUUAUCAUUUGGCGCACAAAAUGCAGUGUGAUGCACUUUUCUUAAAAUCAUGUUGUGUCAUUGUUGUUAAAAUGUUCGGUAGCUUGUCAGUGAAGUUCUUCAGAGCUUUGAUAUCUACUUCCAUGUUUGAUAUGAGAGGAGUGUAAAUUUGUGUUAUACUGAUUUUGUGGUCUUACGUCUCUGACAAGCUUGAACACUGGAUGUGUUAGCAUCCUUAAGUGAACUGUCCCUCUUCAUUUUGUUUCUUCUUUAUUGAGUAAUGAAGGAUUGAUUCUGUCUAUAUACAU